Molecule: messenger RNA, 2825 nt
Organism: Scophthalmus maximus (turbot)
Lineage: Eukaryota; Metazoa; Chordata; Actinopteri; Pleuronectiformes; Scophthalmidae
Gene: nfs1
Product: NFS1 cysteine desulfurase
Exons: 13
Coding region: 259-1608 (449 amino acids)
Biological process (GO): [2Fe-2S] cluster assembly
Cellular component (GO): cytosol; nucleus; mitochondrion
Molecular function (GO): pyridoxal phosphate binding; cysteine desulfurase activity
Source: RefSeq, a predicted model, not a curated record
UUUCUCACUGGUCGACUCCACUAUGACCUGGAUGUGACUGACGAGCGGCGGCAUCGUUAUUCAAGCCACAACAGUUUUCACUCACGUUUCUCUUUGUUUCUUUAAUCUCUCAUCUUCCUCGUUUUCCUCGAUUCAGACCAGUCGGCUAAACUGGUUCUGACCGGUUAACGCUGGUGUCGUGAUCUCGGUCCGCGUGUUGUUGUUGUUGUUACACGGAGGUUCAGCGGGUUUCCAGGUGAAACCCUCCCCGACUUCAAGAUGCUUUCCUCGGGCAGGGCCGUCUCCUCCCGGCUGCUCAGGCCGGCCACCUGGCUCCCUCUCCGGCUGGGCUCGGAGGGGAGAGCCGCCAGCACGCUGCACAAAGAGUUGAUAAAGAAGCACGAGUUGGAGAUCGAUGAGCUCCGCCCCCUCUACAUGGACUUCCAGGCCACCACGCCCAUGGACCCCAGGGUGUUGGACGCCAUGUUGCCCUACCAGGUGAAUUACUAUGGUAACCCACAUUCCAGGACACAUGCCUACGGCUGGGAGAGUGAGAGCGCCAUGGAGACCGCCAGGAAGCAGGUGGCUGAUCUGAUUGGAGCUGAUCCCAGAGAGAUCAUCUUCACCAGCGGCGCCACAGAGUCCAACAACAUGGCCAUCAAGGGUGUGGCCAGGUUCUACCAGGCCAAGAAGCGCCACGUGAUCACCACACAGACGGAGCAUAAAUGCGUUCUGGACUCGUGUCGAGUUCUGGAGUCCGAAGGAUUCAGCGUCACGUACCUGCCGGUCCAGACGAAUGGUCUGGUGGACCUGGAGCUGCUGGAGGCCUCCAUUCGUCCUGACACCUCUCUGGUGUCCGUGAUGACUGUCAACAAUGAGAUUGGAGUCACGCAGCCCAUCAAGGAAAUCGGACACAUCUGUCGCUCUAAAGGAGUUUUCCUCCACACCGAUGCCGCUCAGGCUGUCGGAAAGAUUCCCCUCAACGUCUCCACCUGGAAGAUCGACCUGAUGUCCAUCAGCGGUCACAAGAUCUACGGACCCAAAGGUGUGGGGGCUUUGUAUGUGCGUCGCCGACCCAGGGUGCGUAUGGAGCCACUGCAGAGCGGGGGCGGGCAGGAGAGGGGGCUGCGCUCCGGCACUGUCCCCACCCCGCUGGCUGUUGGGCUGGGAGCCGCCUGCAGCAUCGCCCAGCAGGAGAUGGAGUAUGAUCAUCACAGAGUGACCAUGUUGGCUAAUCGCUUGGUCCAAAAGAUCAUGGCCGAGUUACCUGACGUCUUAAUGAACGGACAUGCAGAGCAACGCUACCCUGGCUGUGUCAACCUGUCCUUUGCCUAUGUGGAGGGAGAGAGUCUGUUGAUGGCACUGAAGGAUGUCGCUCUGUCAUCUGGCAGUGCAUGUACGUCAGCGUCUCUCGAGCCCUCGUACGUCCUCAGAGCGAUUGGAGCAGAUGAAGACCUGGCUCACUCUUCCAUCAGGUUCGGUAUCGGCAGGUUCACCACAGAAGACGAGGUGGACUACACGGCAGAGAAAUGCAUCCAACAGGUCCGCAGACUCCGAGAGAUGAGUCCUCUGUGGGAGAUGGUUCAGGAAGGCAUCGACCUGAAGAGCAUCAAGUGGACGCAGCACUAGACUCCUCACCACUACUAGUCCACUUCCCUAGCUGCUGACGACGACAAAGACAAUGAGGACAAUGUUUCCCAGGGAAUUCUGGGAACAGACCAGUUUUUUCUUCCUGUACACAAACACGCACAAACCUCCUGUCUGACUUGAAGUCUGUUCGUAGCUGAAGUCUCUGUAGAUGCUCCUGUCAGAUGUUGCUCAGAGAAUUGAGUGGCGGCCUCUGCUCAUUAUAAUCAGUCUGUCGUACAUAUGCCGACCUCUGUUGCAUCUGUGUUUUGACACCUGGGUCCUGGACAAACAAUGUCAUACACCUCAUGUCUGACUGGUUUCGCUGCUAAUGCAGAGGGAAGAACUACAUAAAGUACAUAAAGUAACUACAAACAUAAAGAAAAAUGUUCACAUCAUUUUUUGAGCCACAACAAUGUUCACAAUCUAUAUGCAGUCGUAAACACCACUCAUUAAUUUGUGAGUGUGGUAGACACCCUUUGUUCCAAGAUGUGGAUUAAACACAGGUUUUCCUUCUCUCUCAGACAUAAUUAUGGGAACAAAAGUGAUCCUACUAAUCUAUAAAGAUGUUACACUCGGUGUGCCUGUACCUGUCAGGAAAACCUAUAUUAAUCCCAAAGAAAGUUGGUGAAAUGGCUAAUCGUAUUAAGCCACAAUGACCCUGGUGACAAGAAACAGAUAUGGGACAAAGGGCUGGGAACUGAAAUAAGAGUGGAAUUCACCCAGUCAUCUGAUGAUUUACAGAUAAAUAUCUCACUUUCCUCUCUGUCUUCACGUCAGGGCCUCAGUCUUGUAGUAUUUGCGUCCGUGUACAUUUAAACAGCAGCAGCAGAUUGUAAUUGUCAUCCGAUCGAACAGGGUUCGCAUUUCUUGUUCUGUGUUAGUCUGGGAUCCUCUACAAGACUGAAGCAGCGAUUUGACCACAGCAGCUAAUUUUUAAAGAUGGCGGAGAGCAGAAAGAGCCUCAGUGCAGUCUUUCACAUACGCAUCUGAGGGUCACACCUCACUCACACACGUGUCUGAGGUUGAUGGGAAUAUUAAGGUGAUUUCUUAACACAGGAUAACCCUGAAGGAGUCAUUUAUUAAAUGUCUGGGAGGAUUUCAGUCCUUGUAUUGUGUUCCUGGAUGUAUUCAGCCGAGCCUCUCGCAUAUUUACAGACUCCCAUUUACUGUUACUUAUAUAUAAUUUAUCCAAUAAAAUUCAUGGCUAUGCAAUCAAA